Messenger RNA from Ophidiomyces ophidiicola, 2082 nucleotides. RefSeq lists its product as uncharacterized. The record is from RefSeq and is a predicted model, not a curated record. Gene Ontology annotation, molecular function: GTPase activator activity. Gene Ontology annotation, biological process: activation of GTPase activity. The transcript is spliced from 6 exons. The coding region runs from base 1 to 2082 and encodes 693 amino acids. NCBI's taxonomy places the organism in Eukaryota, Fungi, Ascomycota, Eurotiomycetes, Onygenales, Onygenaceae.
AUGAAAACUGUGGGGGAAUCGCGCCAGCGAUGGGACGCUCUCUUCAAAUACAACAAGCUCAAUUCACUAGAAGAAUUGAAACAAGAGCUAAGGUCCAAGAUCCACGGGAAUCCUUGUGAAGAUGGCCUGCGAUCAAUCUGUUGGAAAGCCUUCCUUCUUCACAAGAGCCUAGAUCAGACUUCAUGGCCAACUCAACUAUCAGAUACAAGAGCUGCAUAUACUUCAUUGCGAGAUCACUUUCUAAAGUAUAUCGAGCACCCAGACGAUCUUCCCUCGACAGUGGAUCCACUAGCUGAAGAUGACAAUUCGCCAUGGCAGUCGCUUCGGCAAGAUGAGAGUAUUCGAACGGAAAUAUACCAAGACGUAGAGAGAUGCCAUCAGGAGAACUACUUCUUUCGGGAGCCAACAACAAAACAAAGAUUGCUAGAUAUUUUGUUCAUUUUUGUCAAAUUAAAUCCAGAUCUUGGCUAUCGUCAAGGCAUGCACGAGCUGCUUGCUCCAAUAUUAUGGGUGAUCUGGCAUGAUGCGAUUGAAAAGAGCUCCUUGCCCAAAAGUGACAGCAAGAAUGACGAUGCUAUCUUACUUCAAACUCUAGAUUCAGACUAUAUUGAGCACGACGCCUUUGCAAUUUUCUGCGCCAUCAUGCAAACUGCAAAACUAUUCUAUGAACAUGAUGGCAUGGGGUCCGCUUCCGGCACACGGGCUAUAUCAUCCAUCAUAUCUCGAAGCCAGCAUAUACAACAAGAUAUGCUAGGUGCCGUCGAUCCAGAACUGGCAUCUUACCUUGAGUCUAUUGAUAUUUUACCGCAAAUAUACCUCACGCGCUGGCUGCGAUUGUUUUUCGGGCGAGAAUUUUCAUUCGAAGAUAUGCUUUCCGUUUGGGAUCUAUUGUGUUCCGAAGCAUUUAGACCCACAUUCAUUGAGCUGGUAUGUGUGGCAAUGUUACUACGAAUCAGAUGGCAUUUAUUGUCGAGUGAUUAUUCGUCCGCACUCGGCCUUCUUUUGAAAUAUCCUUCCCCAGACCCACACAGCCCAGAAAGCUUUGUGAAAGAUGCGCUGUUCCUGGAGGAAAACAUGACACUAGAUGGCGGAGAUCUCCUAAUCCUGAAAUACUCAGGCAAAUCUCCAGAGAACAAGAGAAGGAACUCACUGCCCCGGAUAUUUCGCGCGACUUCUCAGAAAAGGAAUUCUCCUUACAGGGACGCCAGUUCCCGUUCUAGUGACAAAAGUCCCUCAAGCAAAUCGCCACUCAGCCUAGGCCAUUUGGAUUCAUUAUUUCAGGAUAUGUCUGAUGGCAUUUACCGACGAACGGAGGGUUGGAGUGUUACCAAAGCGGUACGAGGAGCAAUGACUGAGGCUCGACGAAAUAUACACGUCAUUCAAUCUAGCCCUAGUACGCCUAGGUUAUCAACUGAAGAACCACCUACGCCGUCGACCAGAGAUUCUAUGACUGCGCGAGAGCUGAGUUCGAAACUGGUAGCACUUGAGGGUCGAAAUAGGAGACUAGCCGGCAUACUUGGGGAUGCAAUAAGUGACCUGCAUGCUCAUACGAAAUCCCAAGGCCCCCCUGCACCCGACCCGUCAAAAGACAUAGAGAGGAUCUUUGAGAAGCUCGAAUCCGUACAAAAGUUGCUUCAAGACUCUUCGCAGCCUAUGCCUGAGAAGCUGCUACUCACGAACCGUUUGAAGAGAAGCAGUCUCAGCGCGCCUAAAUCACUACCGCCGAAAGAUAGUCGGGCGCCGCAGGAAAGCCGCAAAAACGCCACUGAGACUUCGGCCUCAUCCGCCGCAUCAACCGCAAACGACCCCGCAGAUCUAGUUAAACCGACGCUAACUCGGCCUAUCCUGCGUGCUCCGCUUGCCGAAUCAUCCUUCUCGUGGAUGCUUGGGGAGGGUGAACGCCGUUCGGCGUUCGCCCCAUGCGCGUCAGUGCCGCCUGAGCACCUGCGAAAACAUGAACCGCGCACGCGGCCAGCCAUGCUUUUCGGGGAUCAGCGCAGCGACGACAAGUAUAAGCGAACCGAGGAAGUGGAGAAGGACGUGCUGGUAUUAGAUCGGCUACAGGGAAGCUCAAAGGAAUGA